This is a messenger RNA of Cynara cardunculus var. scolymus (artichoke), 491 nucleotides long. Its product is annotated as cysteine-rich receptor-like protein kinase 10. Gene Ontology annotation, molecular function: protein kinase activity; ATP binding. The transcript is spliced from 2 exons. NCBI's taxonomy places the organism in Eukaryota, Viridiplantae, Streptophyta, Magnoliopsida, Asterales, Asteraceae. Gene Ontology annotation, biological process: protein phosphorylation. The coding region runs from base 1 to 444 and encodes 147 amino acids. The record is from RefSeq and is a predicted model, not a curated record.
AUGUCUCCAGAAUAUGCACUAAACGGCUUGUUUUCAGUAAAAUCCGAUGUUUUUAGCUUUGGAGUAGUUGUACUCGAGAUUAUUAGUGGUAAARGAAACACCGGUUAUUAUCAGAAUCAACAAGCCUUUAGCCUUAUCUCCUACGCCUGGGGCUUGUGGAAAGACAAAACACCAAUAGAUUUACUGGAUCAAGCAUUAGCCGAGUCAUGCAACUCGAGUGAAGUAUUGAGAUGCAUGAUUAUUGGGCUUUUGUGCAUACAAGAAGACCCUCAAGAUCGGCCAACAAUGAUGGAGGUAAUUCUGAUGUUGGGGAUGGAUAUCGAGAGCCUCCCGGAUCCUAAAGAACCGGCUUUCGUUUCAAAAACACGAGUUGAUUGUAUGCAAACGUCUUCAAGUAAAUCUGAGAUCAAUCAAUUGACUAUUACCGAUGUAGAAGGGAGAUAGAUGAAGAACAUAGCUUUUGUUGUUUUCUGAAGCUCUAUACACACUAA